CUGCCAGGCUCCGCUCAGGCCACCCCACUUGACUCUCUCCUCUGCGGAACUCACCGGCUGGACCUCAAGGGUCGCUCGUGAUGAGGCUGCUCCCCAGGACCCUGUGCCUGUGCCUGGCUCUGGCUCUGAGCCACGCCGCUCCUUCGGUCCAUGAUGCAAUGAAGGCUGGUCAUGAGGGGCACAGCCAUCUGUCAAACACUGACAAGGGAGAACACCAUGAUGCCAAACAUGACCGCUGUGCAGGGAUUGAGUUUGAUGCCAUUGCCCCCGAUGAGAAGGGAAUAUCCUUCUUCUUUAAGGGUGAUCAUGUCUGGAGAGGCUUCCGCGGGCCAUCUUACCUUUUAAACAGCUCCUUCAAGAUGGCUGAUGAUCAUCACCACUUGGGACAUGUGGAUGCUGCCUUCCGCAUGCACAAUCAAGAUGACCAUACAGACCAUGACCACAUCUUCCUCUUCCUGGACGACAAGGUCUUCAGUUUCUAUAACCACACCCUGGAGAAGGGCUUUCCAAAGGACAUCCAGGAGGUGUUUCCAGGUGUACCAAGUCACCUGGAUGCUGCCGUGGAGUGUCACAAGGGCGAGUGUGUCACUGACUCAGUCAUCUUCUUCAAAGGUGAUGACGUGUACCACUAUGAUAUUAAAACCAAGACAGUGAAACAGAGGGAGUGGGUGCACCUUCCCAAGUGCACGUCUGCCUUCCGCUGGCUGGAGCGCUUCUACUGUUUCCAUGGGACCCAGUUCACGAGGUUCCACCCUGUAACCGGAGAAGUUGUAGGAGAUUAUCCCAAGGACGCCCGCAACUACUUCAUGUUGUGUCCUGGGUUUGGCCACGGACAUAGAAACACUACAGUGAGAAACUGCACCCACAGGCACCUAGAUGCUGCGACCUCAGACGAUGCGGGCAAGGCCUACGCUUUCCGAGAGAAAUGGUUCAUGCGGCUGGACAGCCAUCGCGACGGGUGGCAUGCCUUCCCCAUCGUCAGCGCCUGGAAGGAAGUGCAAAGCAACGUGGAUGCAGUCUUCUCUUUCAACCAACACCUCUACUUCAUCAAGGGAGAUCAAAUCUACAUCUACAAGUCAGGAGCGCACUACACACUCAUUGAGGGAUAUCCCAAGUCUCUGAAGGAGGAGCUGGAUAUUGAAGGACCAGUAGAUGCUGCCUUUGUAUGUGAGGGGAAACAAACUGUUUACAUCCUUCAAGGGCAGAAGAUGCUAUUCAUUGACCUCACCACCACCCCUAGACACUUGGAGAGGGAAGUUGUGUUGCCCAUUCCUAAAGUGGAUGCAGCCACAUGUGACCCCGAUGGUGUGAAGGUAUAUGUAGGAUCUGAGUUCUACCAUUAUAAAAGCCCAGACAUGUUGGCGAUCUCACAGCUCCCUGAUAAGCCACAGAAGAUUCCCUUGCAGAUGUUAGGCUGUGAACACUAGAACACUAGAGCCUUGCUGAUGGAUUAACUAUGCUUAUAGUUGGGUAAAACAGCUUUCAACUGUUCAGUUUUUGUAUGUAGAUGACAAGAUGACACAUUUUUACCCAGUUGAUACUACAAUUUCUUAACCCUCACUUUCUGAUAGUAUUCAAAACUGUGGCAUCAGCGGGGCUAUUAUCACUCUUUGCAUGUUACCUUUAUGACAUCAUGGUAUUUUUUUUGAAGAAUGUUUUUUAAUAAAAAUGUAUUCUGACUCAUGUAA
Messenger RNA from Scleropages formosus (Asian bonytongue), 1688 nucleotides. It is a transcript of the gene hpxb, whose product is annotated as hemopexin b. The record is from RefSeq and is a predicted model, not a curated record. Lineage: Eukaryota; Metazoa; Chordata; Actinopteri; Osteoglossiformes; Osteoglossidae. The transcript has 10 exons. The coding region runs from base 81 to 1427 and encodes 448 amino acids.